AUGGCACAACCUAAAGGUAUGAAUAUGACUAGUGCCGUUAAUGAUGAUGGUUAUGUGGUAUUAUCAACAUCAAUCUACCAACUUUUCGGAUACCCAACAGUUGAUUAUUUUGAGCAAGUUGGCGAUGCGCAGGCUCUACUACGCUACUUGUUUGCCGGUUAUGACCCGAUACCAUCAACAUGUGCAUCGAGAGUCGUGUGCGCAACAGCAAGCCUGUUCACCCUUUCUGGAGAAAUUCUGGAGCUCAAAGUUACCAACCAUGUGUACGAUUUGUGUCGCCGCCAUCAAGGAGUCACGCAAAAGCAAGUUCAUCAACUUUGGCCUGGCUCUCGUCAAACGCAAGCAUAA
This is a messenger RNA of Caenorhabditis bovis, 348 nucleotides long. Lineage: Eukaryota; Metazoa; Nematoda; Chromadorea; Rhabditida; Rhabditidae. The record is from the annotation of a GenBank genome assembly.